AUGGCGAGGUCUAGAACCGCUGCAAAACCCUCCGCACCUACGGAUACCGAACCGGAAAGUCCCUAUAACCUCGAAGUCAUCUCAAUCGGUUCACUCUACAAUGGACCAUGGGGCAAAAAGUAUUGGAGCAGUUCUAGGGGAAAAGAUCGAUAUCCAUAUCCAGUUGGUUACCAAGUUGUUAGAGCUCAUAAUGGAACCACUAUUAACAUGGAAAUUCUCGAGGGCGUUAAUGGGCCUAAGUUUUUGAUUUCUUCUGAUGAUGGGAAUUCAGUUUCUGGGAAAACUCCACACUUUGCAUGGGUGGAAUUUCAGAAGAAAUGUCGCACUCGCAUGAAGAUUUUGCAUCGGAACAGACUUUCGUCUAAAAUGGAUGCCUUAGAGCUUUUUGGGUUCAAAAACCAGAUUAUUCUGAGGCUGCUUCGCCGACUAGUGGCAGAUGUACAUGGAAUAGCUGAACGAAGCCCAGUAUCCCAAAAUGGGCUGCCAUUGAAUCAUAAUGACCUCUCUGGCAACAAGAUAGGGAGAGUUGUACCUCUGGAGAGACAGACAGGGUUUCUCUACUCUGCAAGUUGCAAAACUACAGAAAUAACUGAAAACUUGUCAACAGAAAAACCUCUUCAUAAGUCACAUGACCAGGAGAUGAAAAUGUCAAGUUUGCUGGUGACAGCAGAUGAUGAUAAAGUGAUGCAGUCACGUUCUAGAGAGUCUCAGGGCUGUAUUGGCAUUGAUCUUUGCGCUCCUGAUACACAAGAUUUGCAAGAAAAUAUCCCUGAUUAUGUUCCAAGUAAUCUUGAUAAGAAUAGUGACAGUGAGCCAACAUGUGAGGCCAUCUCUGAAGAUUUGUUAAAUUCAAAACAUGAGGAAGUCCUAAAAUCUGAUUCAAAUAUAAGCCUGGAGAAAGAUUAUUUUAAUUCAGCUGGCAAGGAUGUGGCAAACUCAAUGAUGUCACUUCUGCUUCCUCAAGCAGUUCCCUUACUAAUGAAUAACUCAACAGAUGAGAAGUUCACACUUAUCCCUUCAGAUAUACUGCCUUCUAAAGAAGAACAAAAUGAAGUUGGAUGUGUUUUGGAUGUGCCAUCAUCUGAUAAAAUGGUAACAGAGGAUGCAUAUGAGGAACAAAAUGGAAAGAUACAUAAGCCAGAUGCUCACCCACAUUCAAAUUCUUCUAAAACUGAUCACAUGAAGUCUAUUGUCCUUGAUAGUUUUGAGUAUAGUCAAUGCGAGGAUCUCAAAAACUCAGAAGUCUUAUCUUUUGAUAUUACGGAAGUUGGUAGGUCUAGUUUCAGUAAAGAAAUGUGUUGUGUGAAAAGUCAAGAACAGCUUUAUGGUGAUUUGCCGAAAGGACCAUCCACAUGCAGUGCUUCAGAGGUGGACUUUAAAAAUAGGCCUCAUGAUUAUGAUUUAUGUAUUCCUGAUUCUGUUCUGGAUGACAUGUCUCCUCCUGAUGUACGUGUUUCUGAUUCUGUUCUGGAUGACAUGUCUUCUCCCAAUGUAUGUGUUCCUGAUUCUGAUCUGGAUGACAUGUCUCCUCCUGAUGUAUAUGUUCCUGAUUCUGUUCUGGAUGACAUGUCUCCUCCCAACGUAUGUAUUCCUGAUUCUGAUCCGGACGAGUCUCCGGCACAUGUUAUUUUCAAAUCAGUGCAAAGUGACCUUCCAGUUGCUCAGGAUUUUACCGGAGGUAUUAGUAAUGCAUUCUCACUUGUUAAAUCAAAGAUUUGUCAUUUAAAAAGCAUGGAAACUAUUGCAGAAAGGACGCAAGAUGAAGCUGUUGGUAAAAUAGGCAAUGCUAAAACAUUGGCGAUAUCUUCUUCUCAGUCACCAAAUUUUGUAUACACCAGAAGAAAGAGGCAAAAUUCUGUUACCCUUCAAAGAAAUUGUUCCGCUGUGGAGAGUACAGAAUGUGACAAGACUGAACUAGUUACUCCUCAAAUGCAUACUGCCUGCGACAGUGUCCCUCCAUCAAAAACCAUUCAAACAAAAAAUGAUAAACUAUGCAAUCCAGAUGAUUAUGCAGGUUUAAUAUUAGAAAAACCUGAAGUUCAUAGUGAUGUUCCAGAUGUGCAAAACAACCUAGCAAAAUUAAACCUUUCAUCUCAAAAUCCAAACCCAUUUUCCCGUGAAAAUAAGUGCUCUGGUGGCAAGGAGGCUCAAUUUAUUUCAGAACCAAUGGUCCAAAGAAAUCAGGAACUCAAGAAUAAUCUGAACGGCAAAGUAAAAUUUGUGGGGCGCUACAUGCACCCAAUGCCUGUUUCAUCAUUACUUUUAAAAACAGUUGAAGAUGAAAUCCACAUUUGUGUUUUAUGCGGCCUUCUGACAGAUCAGCACAGAACUCUGUUUACCUACAAGGUAGCUAUCAAGGAACCAAAUUUUGGUUGCCCCUCUGUCAUGGCUCACACCUCGAUAAUGUUGCCAGAUCCAUAUAACUUCAUGAGAGAAACUAUUGUGGAAAGGACUGGGGUGGAGUUGACUCCUGAUGGACAGUUUAUUGUCUUAAUAGGCAGCAUAAAAACCCCCAAUUGCAGGGAAAGACAAAUUGAUUGUUGUUGCUCAACGUGCACUUCAUUCAGCUCGAAGAAUGGUUUGAAGAUUGUUCAUGUAGAAAGUGGUUAUGCAUCAGUUGUGGCAACACUGGAAGCUGUUGAAGACUUGCAUUGUAUUUUGGUUUGUGAACCUAACCGACUUGUUUCUGUUGGAGGGAGUGGGAGUAUACAAGUGUGGGUCAUGAAUUCAACAUGGAGUGAAAAGAUAGAGCACUUCAUCAUUCCGUCUGUUGGUUCCAUGUCCCCUGGCAUUGUGGAAUUGAAGAGGGUCCCCAAGUGUGCUCAUUUGGUUGUAGGUCGAAACGUUUAUGGGGAUUUUAGUUUAUGGGAUAUUACAAAACUCAAUUGUGUUUCAAGCUUCUCUGCUUCAAAAUAUCCAAUUAAUGAGUUCUUUCCAAUAAGCUUGUUCCAUCUGCAAACAAAAGGCUUGGGAUUGAGCUAUGCUAGCACAGAGGAGAAGGCUGAAAAACUUUUAGAAGCAUCCAAUUUCUGGCACUCGAAACAAAGAGAGACCUGUGUGUAUCUACCAACCAAAGAUAUUGCUAUGUGGCUUCUUGUCUCGACUCCCUCGGACUUUGAUUGUUGCCAGGAUCAUGUUUCAACUUCAAUUCAUCAUGAUGUACAUACAGCUAGAAGUUGGAGGCUUGCUCUUUUGAUGGAAAAUAGCAUUGUUUUCGGAAGUCCCUUGGAUUCUAGGACAACUGCUGUUGGUGUCUCUGGUGGUUAUGGAAUCAUCAGCACAAGUGAUGGUGUGAUAUAUAUGUGGGAUUUGUCUAGAGGGUCCAAGCUUGAUACACUGCACCAUUUCCAGGAUGACAGUAUCACAAGUAUUGUUACGGAUGAUUGUAAUUCAAAUUCAACAAGUGUUAUGGGUGUCGCUGGGGGAGGAGGCCAACUGCUGCUUUAUUUACAUCUUCGUGAUCGGGACUCAAAUGAGUAG
This is a messenger RNA of Lathyrus sativus (Indian pea), 3480 nucleotides long. NCBI's taxonomy places the organism in Eukaryota, Viridiplantae, Streptophyta, Magnoliopsida, Fabales, Fabaceae. The record is from the annotation of a GenBank genome assembly.